Aphanomyces astaci is the source of this 6048-nucleotide messenger RNA. RefSeq lists its product as hypothetical. Gene Ontology annotation, molecular function: actin filament binding; ATP binding; microfilament motor activity. Gene Ontology annotation, biological process: vesicle transport along actin filament; actin filament organization. Lineage: Eukaryota; Oomycota; Saprolegniomycetes; Saprolegniales; Verrucalvaceae. The transcript has 24 exons. The record is from RefSeq and is a predicted model, not a curated record. Gene Ontology annotation, cellular component: cytoplasm; myosin complex; actin cytoskeleton. Bases 61 to 5166 code for a protein of 1701 amino acids.
CUAGCUGUAACCGCCGACAGACGUGGCGUCCGUCGUCAAAGUUGCAUUGUUGAGAUAUCCAUGUUUGGCAAAUCCAAGUCCCUCGAGGUGCGCGACGCGUCGCCAUCGUUCUUGCCCAAGAAGGCGGCGGGUACUGGCGUGAAACUCCCGCCGCCGAUGGCCAAGAAGACGUCCGAGUCCACAGUCAUGAAGACCAACACAGUCACGGGCGUGGAUGUGUCCCACCUUCAAAUAGGGUCCCGUGUGUGGGUUCCAGACGCCAAGGUGCUGUGGCGCGUGGGGGAAGUCACGGCGGUGCUUGAUGGCGGUGUCGUCGACGUGUUUGUACCCGAGAGCCCCGACGACAAGCACCAGAAAGUCGCUGCGUCGGCCAUGCUCGGGUUUGAUCCGUCGCAUUUGAUGGACCACGCGGACAUUGCGCAGAUGAACAACAUGCACGAAGCACCGCUCAUGUCGGUGUUGCACCGACGCUACUUGAUCGACGCUAUCUACACGUUCACGACCGACAUUCUCAUCUCGAUCAACCCGUACAAGAGCAUCCCCAUGCUCUACGAUAUUGCUGGGUUCAUGGCUGCGUCCAAGGCCAAGUUGGACUGCGAAUUGAAAUCGCCCCACUUGUUUAGCAUUGCCGAAAAGGCAUACCGCGACAUGCGACUCGGAAAGCAACGGGACACGGCGCAGUCCAUCGUCGUGAGCGGCGAAAGCGGCGCCGGCAAGACAGAAGCGUCCAAGCACAUCAUGAAGUACUUGGCGGUGGCGAGUCGGCAAGCGGACGAGUCGUCCAAGGGAGUUGGCCAUGCCGCUACUAUGUCGCUGCAUGAAAAGAUUGAAGAGUGCGUCCUCCUGUCCAACUUUGUGCUCGAGUCGUUUGGCAAUGCCAAGACCUCUCGCAACGACAACAGCAGUCGGUUUGGCAAGUACAUUCAGAUCUUGUACGACCAAGACGGCCGCAUGUGCGGCGUCUCUAUCAAGCACUUUUUGCUCGAGAAGACUCGCAUCGUCCUCCCUGAAACCAACGAGCGCAACUACCACGUGUUUUACCAGAUGCUGGCAGGCCUCGAUGCUCUGGAAUUGGCCGAGCUGGAGCUGGUCGCCCCAGACGAGUACGAGUACUUGACGUCUGGCAACUGCAUCGGCAUCGACGGCGUCGACGACGCAGCCGACUUUUGUGGGCUGCGAACGGCCAUGGACAAAUUGGGGUUUACGUCCGCCACACAACGCGAGCUGUUUCAAGUGCUGGCAGCCAUUUUGAAGCUUGGCAAUGCUUCGUUCGUCCCAGUACACCCGCAGGACCGCGAAGCGUGUCAGUUUGCACCAGAGGUGCCGUUGGAGAAGAUUGCCCAACUCCUGGGCGUCCAAGCCGCGGAUCUCGAGCAAAAGAUGACGACGCAAACCACCGUGACGGGCCGCGGGUCGAUUUUGCAUAUGAAAUUGACAUGCGACCAAGCGCAGAACGCCAAGCACGCGUUUUGCAAGUUCAUUUACGGCGAAAUGUUCAACUACCUGAUUGGGCGCAUGAACUCGACGUCGGCUGAAUUUGUGAAAUCCAAGUCGUUUAUUGGGAUUUUGGACAUUUUCGGGUUUGAAGUCAUGCCCGUUAACAGCUUUGAGCAAUUGUGCAUCAACUUUGCCAACGAAAUGCUCCAGCAGCAAUUCAACAAGCACAUUUUUGUGCUCGAACAGGAGCGCUACGCUGCCGAGGGCAUUGCCGUGUCUGUAAUUGAGUUUCAGGACAACCAGGAAUGCUUGGAUUUGAUUCAAAAACCACCCAGCGGUAUCAUGCCGUUGCUGGACGAGCAGAUCAUGUUGAAGCGCAAGACCACGGAUCGGCAGUUGCUGACCAUUUACCACCAAACCCAUUUGGAAAAACACGCGAAUUACGCCAAGCCGCGGUUCGAGUCGGACGAUUUCGUGAUCAAGCAUUACGCCGGCGACGUCAUGUAUUGUAUCAACGGAUUCAUUGGCAAAAACAACGACAACUUGCACGAAGACUUGAUGGAUCUGUUGCGGGCGAGCUCGCUGCAGUUGGUCAGGACCAUGCUAUGUGGUAACACCCCCGCGGCGCCUGUGCAUAUGAAGAGUCCUCGGGGAGCGAGCAGUAGCGACCCAGCCGCCACGAAACAUCGUCGCAACGCCAGCUCGUUGUCUGGGUCGACCACUGUCGCAAGUAAAUUCAAAGCCCAGUUGAGCGGGCUCAUGGAUAUGCUGACCAGCACGACGCCGCACUACAUCAAGUGCAUCAAGCCCAACAAUAUCAAGUUCCCGGGCGGAUUCAGCUCCGAGUUGGUGCGCGAUCAACUGAUUUGCAGCGGCAUUUUGGAAGUGAUCAAAAUCCGACAGCAGGGCUACCCCAUCCGACGCCCAUUCGACCACUUUUUCGACACGUUUCGGGGCAUUUUACGCGGAAAACAAGGUGGAAUUAGUGUCCUGGACGGCUGUCGCCUCAUUACUACUGCGGCGCUGUUGCCAACAGCAUUUCAAAUUGGAAAGACAGAGGUCUACCUUCGGUAUGGCCAAUUGGAACUUCUCCAGUCGGUGUUGGCUGGCGUGAAAAGUGAACUUGCAACGACGAUCCAAUCCAAGUUCUGGAGACGCUGUGUGGUCCACCGCCAAUUCAAGGUCCUGCGACACGGAAUGAUCCAAUUGCAAGCGAAAUUCCGCCAAGUGCGACUGGCGACCCAAUUUCAAGCCAUCAAGUGGGCCACAUUGAAGCUCCAAGCAUCCCAUCGACGCAACGCAUGUGUGCGAGUGUUUGCCGGUCAAAAGCAAGCGGCUCGAGUCCUUCACGCCAUCGGUCGCGGCUUUGUCACUCGCCGCCGAGUCGUUCGAGAUGCGAAAUGGCAGCAAGCGGCCGUGGUGAUUCAAAAAAUCGUCCGCGGGUACCUCCAUCGGUCCAAGGCGUCGCGGGCUUUGAAAUGCCAACACUCGAGCGCGAUCUUGAUUCAGGCGGUGUACCGCGGGUACCGAGACCUCCAACGCUUCUGCCACGUGUAUGAAAACGUCGUGCUGAUCCAAGCCGUGUAUCGCGCGCAUCAGAACCGCCAGUUGUUUCUCCGGGGAAAGGCGGCGGCGGUGGCGUCCCAAGCGCUGGUGCGCAAGCGGUUGCAGCGCAAAAAGUUUGUACACCAGCGUCGCAUGGUCAUCCGUCUGCAGUCUUUUGCACGCAUGGUACCGCAUCGCAGUGAAUUCUUGCGCCGGCAACGCGCCGCCAUGGCCAUCCAGCGCUUCUGUCGGCGCGUCUUGGCUCGGCACCAUGUCACACAAGUGUCUCAAGCGGCCAACGUCGUCGUGUCCUUUAUGCGCAUGUUUUUCUGCAAGAAGACGUUGUCGAUCCAGCGUCAAAGCAUCUUGCGUAUUCAGCGCUCUGUGCGUGGGUAUUUGAAUCGGCGGUGGUUUGUGUCGUUGGUUCGAGCUGUUCGAGUGGUGCAGCGAGCGGUGCACCUGUGGCGAGAGAAGCGACGGCUGGCAUCGCAACUGCGUCGGCUUCGAGACGCGUGUGACCGACGAGAAUCUGCGACAGUGCUCACCCUCGUUCGAGCCACCCCCGAGCUCAUGUACGUCCGCCACCACCACGACCAGUACAACUCGCUGCUGCACAUCGCAGCUGCGUCGGGGGAUCUGAACGUGGUCGAGUUCAUCUUGAGCCAAGACAAGCACGCCAUCAAACUCGUCAACAAGGACGGCAACACGCCGCUGCACGAGGCGUGCGCCCAUUCGCGGCUAGACGUGGCCAAAUGUUUGCUGCGAGCGACGUCGUCCAUCCCGUGGUGUCACUCGCCCGAAACGACCGACGGCGACGACGUGCCCGUAGCCACUACGACCACCACUUCGACGACAUUGACCAAUGAGAACGACGUGGUGGUGAUGGCAGGCACUUUGAAAAAGAGACGCGAGGCGUCGGGGUGGAUGACGCGGUAUGUUGUGCUUCGAACGACCAACCACGUCCCAGAACUGCACUAUUACCACAGCAAACCCCGCCAUGGUGGCACGAAAAGCGAUAAAGUGCUCGAUUUGCGCCGAGCGUUGUUUAAAAAGUGCGAUGACGUGGCGUUUUCGUUUGAGGUUCACUCGCCCGAGCUCCUGCAAGGACGGAACCGCGAAGGCCGAUUGUACUUUCAAGCGACGACGGAAAUGGAACUGCAGUCGUGGCUAGCGUGUCUGCGCGACACGGUGCCGUCGACGCUUGAGACAAGGUUGUUUGCCAUGCAGCGCUCCACCGACAGCAUCCAGUACGUCGAUCGCACGAACGAAGCUGACUGGGUGAAUGCAACCAACGUCCACGGGGAAACGACGCUGCAUGUGGCCGCCCGGGGGGUCCCGGGGAAGGCGACGGCGGCAUCUACCCCUGUAGUCAGGACGCCCGACGACCAACCCCAGCACCUAAGCCCUUCUCCUGUGACGUCGUCGAUUCGAUCAGACGAAGUGCACGCCGUCAAAACGUGCUUGUGGCUAUUGGAACACGGCGCCGAGCUUAACCUUGUCACAUUGAGAGGCAACCAGUCGGCGCUGAAACUCGCCAUCCAGAGCAACUAUCUGACGUUGGCCAAGCACUUGUUGGACCGAGGUGCGACGGCGGGCGACUUGAACCCUGCAGAGACGGCGAUCGUCCAGACCCUCCGGGCAGACUUGGCCAAAACUGCGAUCACGUGCCUGCAAUCCCAGGGCAAUCACGACGCUGUGCUGUUUCUGCUCAAGCGGCCAGGCCAUGUGCGAUACAGUUCGUACGUGUCGUUGUAUGUGGAGCAAGUGGGGCUGCUCAACGUCCUCCAGUUUACCCGGCCGCGUCUGGUGAUCAGUGUCUACGAUACGCAAAAGAACUUGGUGGAGAAGAAACAACAAGUGACAUCGUUGCCGUUGGCGCACGCGAACGCCAUGUUUUGGGGAUGUACGUGGCAUAUGCAAACGCCCAUGGAAAAUCUACCCACAGGAGCCCUGGUCGUGAUCGAAGUCAUGUCGUCUUCCAACCAUGGCAGCAUUAUGCCCACUUCGCCUGGAUACGGCGCCACGGAACCAGUGUGCUGGACGUACAUUCACAUUGACAAGCGCACUGCAACUACGUCCCGCUUGAAUGCAGAAAUGUACAUGUACCCGUUGGACCUGAAGUUCAAGAAACUCCAGCGUUAUGACGGGUUUAUCAGCGGCGACAUUGUCUUGUCUCAAGGAUAGAAAGUAUUAGUACUAUAUUCGACGGAUAAACAAAUGUGCAUUUUGAUAUUUUCAUGCGACUCGAGAAGGCGUAUUAUAUAAGAAUUACGGCCGAAAGGUAAAUGUAUGGCCUUGGGGGCACAUGUAUUGCCCCGCUUGGCUCCCUGGAGGCAUUUGCACGCGCGUGAGACACGUCGGGCACUGCCGCAUGACGACACCGCCCCCUGGCGCGCCGCCUCGAAAGGGGGGCGGCGGCGGUACCGCUAGAUUUGCAGGCGCUCCGCUGGAGCUAGGCAUGCGGAGGGUGAACAAGUGACCGUUGGGACACUGCAACGUGCCGCGCGCGGUGGAGCUGACCAAGCAGCGAAUGCGGCACGCAGGACAUUCGACAAUUACGUUGUUGGGCUGGCCUUGCGCCGCCAUGCGUGCUCGCUCCGCCGCCGUCGGCGUGUGUGCCAAGGAAUGACCGCAUCCAUCGCAGAAUUGCCCGCCCGUGCCGCGCUUGCCGCAGUUGGUGCAGCACGGGUGCGCCUUUGCCAGACCAGACGUCGGUUCGGGCCACUGCGUUUGCGUCUUGCGGCAGAUAGGGCACUUGGUCGAGUUCGCCUCGUCGUGGUUGACGUUCUCAAGCAAACAUGUAAAAUGGAACUUGUGGCCACAUUCCCCUGUGAACACUGACGCUCCCAGCGGCGUGAACUCGUCGAGACAGAUCGGACACUCGUCCUGUUCUGACAGACACAACGUCACCUUGUGGUCAAGGCUGGGAGUGGCAGUCUUAGCCUUUAAUGCAACGAGGGCUUCUCUCGGUCCUGUGAUCUCGAGCACAUUCAAGUCGCUGUGGGAGCGCUGAAGCGGUCGGGUCGCCGUUGCCAUCUUGCUUCGACAACAAAUCGAAUUUGGUGU